AUGCCUAUUCUGUACACGGACGGCGACAGCGGCAGCGCGGACGCCAAGGGAGCCGCCGGCGCCAGUGGGGUGACCAGGUUACCCUUCCGCGAUGACUGCCCUUCUAGCGAGAAGAAGCGCCGCAAGAAGAGCGUCAUCGGACGCUUUGGACGCGCCGUGGCCAAGUCCUUCAAGACCAACGACAAAGGAUCCUCCCGUCACAGGGAUGUCGAGCUCGCCAACGAGAAACUCAGGCAGAUAAACAGAGCCGACGAGUUCCGGAAAACGACGAGGACUUCCACCGCCAUCACGAAAAGAUCGGCGCCUACCUUGGGGGAACGUCAUCGUGACCUCGCGGGCAGAUUCUCGGAGGGCGGAAAAAGUAACUCUGAAUGCACGAAAGAGGUGCUGCGAUAUCGAGAGGUGUCCCCCGUCGUGACGAGGCAUCCACAUGGGAUCACAGUGGUGGCCGGCGUCCGGACAAGGGGACAUUCGGAACCCAAGAACUUCCAGGAGGACAGCGGCAGUCUCAGCAUGCACCUGCACCACAGCGAAGGUCCCCGGAUGAAUGUAGCCAUCCUCAGGCAAGAAGUGGAGGAGUCAUUCGCCGUCAUCGAAGCGGAAAGCCCCGUACCGUCGUCUUCCAUGUCGACGGCAAACAUCAGCAUGUCCAACGAGGACCUGGCCUCUCUGGGCGCCCAGCAGUCUGGCACCCCUGCGGUGCUGGAGUGCGGCCAGAUGCAGGAAAUCAAGCUGCACAAGUCGGCCGGUGGAGAUGACUGCAUCCAACAGCGCUCCGUCAGCAAGAACACCACCCUGCCCGACCUCAGGACAGCCAGUGUGAUGGCCGCCAUCAGCGCGGAGCACUGCGCCCGUGCCGCGAUUCAACUCCAGGACGCCGCAGUGCAGACGGAGCUGAGCUUACGGGACCCCAAGAACCCGCUCUUUUGCCAGGCUCUGCGGAACUUCUUCGCAGCCCUGCGGGACUUCCUUCUCUGCUCUGCGUGCGCCCACAGGGAAGCGACAAACGAAUAG
This is a messenger RNA of Ixodes scapularis (black-legged tick), 1014 nucleotides long. RefSeq lists its product as uncharacterized. Bases 1 to 1014 code for a protein of 337 amino acids. NCBI's taxonomy places the organism in Eukaryota, Metazoa, Arthropoda, Arachnida, Ixodida, Ixodidae. The record is from RefSeq and is a predicted model, not a curated record. The transcript has 6 exons.